UCUUCUCUCUUGUUCUUCUUUCUCGGUUUUUUUUUUUUUUGGUGAGUUCGACUGUAACGAUCUGUUUGAUUCUCUCGUCUGCAUUGGAGAGUCGAUAUACUUUUGCAAAGGUAUCGGAAUGAAGCAAUCAAAGGACCCAUUCGAAGCAGCAUUGGAGGAGCAAGAGGAAUCGCCACCUGAUUCCCCAGUUGGUGAGGAUGAGCUGAACAGCCAAACUCCAAAUGAACCCCAGAACCAAACCGAUGGUGGACACAAUUUACUUGUAGAUGAUGAUGAUUAUGAUGACAUGGGUCCCAACAUAAAAAAUCCCUCUCAUCCAUCAUCAAGUUCAACUCCUAAGUUGCACUCUACAAGUGUUAAUGCUAAUGUUGCUACUAGAGCUACCACCAAGAACAAAGAAUAUGAUGAUGACGAAGAGGAGGAAAAUGUGGAAGUUGAGCUUAGCAAGUUCCCUUCUAGUGCUGACCCUGCUAAAAUGGCCAAGAUGCAAGCCAUUUUAUCGCAAUUCACAGAGAAUCAGAUGAGUAGAUAUGAAUCAUUUAGGAGAUCUGCGCUUCAAAGGUCUAACAUGAGAAGGUUGUUGGUAAGCAUAACUGGCAGCCAGAAAAUUUCUUUACCAAUGACCAUUGUUGUGUGUGGUAUAGCGAAAAUGUUUGUCGGUGAACUCGUGGAGAAAGCUAGAAUAGUCAUGACAGAGAGAACAGAAUCCGGACCAAUCAGGCCUUGCCACAUUAGAGAAGCUUAUAGAAGAUUGAAGCUUGAAGGCAAAGUGCCUAAGAGAUCAGUGCAAAGGCUGUUUCGCUAAGCAGAUCAAGAAACAAGCUCGGUCAUCAAUUAUCAGGUCUUUUUACAUGGUUUGCACAUUUGACUACACUUGUUAAACUAAUUUCUUUUGAACCUUAUUUUACCUUUCAUCCUAUAUUCAUGUCAAUAUAGAGGUAGGUAGAUCCCUGUAGGCCAUAAAUCAAUGUAUAUUUUGUGUUUGCGUUAGGCUUGGGAUGUUUUGUUCAACUACAAAAUCUUAAGUACAACAAUCACUUUGCGAAAUGUGACUGAUCUUCCGGCUGACUUAAUUUGCGAGCUUCAACGAGUGUAAUUUAUGGAAAUUACAGUUCCUUAUGAUUUCAAUUCAAUUCAUUUGUAUGA
Molecule: messenger RNA, 1146 nt
Organism: Gossypium raimondii (Peruvian cotton)
Lineage: Eukaryota; Viridiplantae; Streptophyta; Magnoliopsida; Malvales; Malvaceae
Product: transcription initiation factor TFIID subunit 11
Exons: 5
Coding region: 119-805 (228 amino acids)
Biological process (GO): RNA polymerase II preinitiation complex assembly; transcription initiation at RNA polymerase II promoter
Cellular component (GO): transcription factor TFIID complex; nucleus
Molecular function (GO): transcription coactivator activity; protein heterodimerization activity
Source: RefSeq, a predicted model, not a curated record